AGUGCGGUGCAGGAGCGGGGCCGGGCAGCGAUUUUCUUCUCUCGAUCUCGUCAGGGCUUCUCCCUGCCGCGCUCGGACAGCGCCCGCGGACUUCGCUCUUUUUCUUGGUUGGCCCCAGGACUUGACUGCAGCCGCCGCCGCCGCCGCCGCGCUCUCACCGGCUGCUUCCCAGCCGUGCGGGACCGGGGGCCGGGCGGGAUUCUACUCAGCCGGACUUCGGAACUCGGAACCAAGGGGGGACGGGGACUUCUCCCCCUCCCCCUCGAGAGAAGAUUUGCCCCCCCCUUCGCCCCCCAGCAUCGGACAAGCGGGGCAGGGGAGGGGACGGGCGUCCGAGGGGAGCGAGCUUCCUCCCCUUCUUCAUAUUUCAGCGUCGGGGAAUACUACUUCAGGACUUGGACUUGUCCACCCCCUAUCUUCCUGGACUUGGGGACCAGCCGGACCGCCGGACUCUUUACCAAUUUGCUUGUUUUUUCCUCUCGUGCCGGGUCCCCCCACCCUCGGUCCAGCCUUGGCUUCCAGGCGGCCCCAGCGCGGUCACAGGCCACCCCCUGGGGUGCCCGGGGAGAUGUUUCAAGCCUUCCCCGGAGACUACGACUCCGCCUCCCGGUGUAGUUCGUCGCCGUCGGCCGAGUCCCAGUAUCUGUCAUCAGUGGACUCCUUUGGCAGCCCCACGACUGCCGCCGCCUCCCAGCAGGAGUGUGCUGGCCUUGGUGACAUGCCCGGCUCCUUCGUGCCCACGGUCACCGCCAUCACCACGAGCCAAGACCUCCAGUGGCUGGUGCAGCCCACCCUCAUCUCGUCCAUGGCUCAGUCUCAGGGCCAGCAGCCGCCCCUGGGCCCCCAGCUGCCCACCGUCGACCCCUACGAUCUGCCCGGCACCAGCUACUCUUCCCCCGGGAUCAGCGGCUACGCCGGCGGCGCCGGGCCCUCUGGGGCGACUCCGAGCGGCCCCCCGCCCUCGCGUCCCGCUCGGGCCAGGCCUCGACGGCCCAGGGAAGAAACGCUCACCCCCGAAGAAGAAGAGAAGAGGAGGGUCCGUCGGGAACGGAACAAACUGGCUGCAGCCAAAUGUCGGAACCGAAGGCGGGAGCUGACCGAUCGUCUACAGGCGGAGACAGACCAGCUGGAAGAAGAGAAGGCAGAGCUGGAGUCAGAAAUCGCGGAACUCCAGAAGGAGAAGGAGAGGCUGCAGUUUGUGCUGGCAGCUCAUAAGCCAGGCUGCAAGAUCCCUUUUGAUGAGGGGCCCGGGCCGGGGGGCCCCCUGGCAGAGGUGAGAGCUUUGCCUGGGCCCACGCCCACUAAGGACGAUGCGUUCGGGUGGUUCCUGCCGCCGCCGCCCCUGCCCUUCCAGACCAGCCAGGAGCCCGGCCAGGAGGGGCCCCCAGACCUGACGGCUUCUCUCUUUACACACAGUGAGGUCCCAGCCUUCGGCGACCCCUACCCCGUUAACCCUUCGUAUACCACCUCGUUUGUACUCACGUGCCCGGACGUCUCCGCAUGCGGCGGUGCCCAGCGCAACGGCAGCGACCAGUCCUCUGACUCCCUGAACUCGCCCUCCCUCCUUGCUCUGUGAAUUCUUUUAGAGGGAGGGGGCGCUUCUCUCUGGAGACAAAAACUGGGGGGAGGUGGCCACGGCCCCCUCCGCUCUCGCGGCCCGCGUCAACCCGAGGAUUCCGCGCAUCCUCGAGGGGCCGUUGACCCGAGCCGGCCUCUCCUCAUCCUUGGCCAUCAACCGCCGGAUCCCUCUGGACCCGAGGCUCCCUCCAUUCUCGGCCACCGCCCGGAUUCACCUCGACUCGAGGCUUCCUCCCUCCACCCCCGAGCCGGGACUCCGCUGGCCCCACGCCGGGCCCUUCCUUGAGCCCUGACCCUUCGACCCUUGGAGCUUGCCUAUUGACCCUCCACUCUGACUGUCGCCAGUGCUAAAGGCGGAGACUUGGUGGGGGCUGCACCCGAGGGCCUUGCUCCUGGGGGAGGAGGGUGGGGAAAAGGU
This is a messenger RNA of Antechinus flavipes (yellow-footed antechinus), 1996 nucleotides long. It is a transcript of the gene FOSB, whose product is annotated as FosB proto-oncogene, AP-1 transcription factor subunit. Lineage: Eukaryota; Metazoa; Chordata; Mammalia; Dasyuromorphia; Dasyuridae. The record is from RefSeq and is a predicted model, not a curated record. Bases 569 to 1576 code for a protein of 335 amino acids. Gene Ontology annotation, cellular component: nucleus. The transcript is spliced from 4 exons. Gene Ontology annotation, molecular function: DNA-binding transcription factor activity, RNA polymerase II-specific; RNA polymerase II cis-regulatory region sequence-specific DNA binding. Gene Ontology annotation, biological process: regulation of transcription by RNA polymerase II.